CAGAAAGUUUAUUACGUUUCACUGCAUACCUCAACUAGAUUUUUAAAAUUUAUAGUGAUUAGGUUACUGUGAAUGAACAUUUUAAAAUGGCAUCCGCAUUCAGUCCAGGAAUUCAAAAGCAAUCGUUGAAGUAUAUUGAAGUACCCCUAAGUAAAUUUACUGAUGAAGUGAUUCCUCAUCAUCAAAAAGUUUAUGAACAGUACAAAACUACUAUACAAAAGUUGGUUUUGGUCAACAAUGCAGAACAGCUUAAACGUGAAAUCAAGGAUAAGAAACGUACUGUAAAACAGUUAAGAGAUUUAAUGUACGAGCUUGAUACGUUACGGGCUCAAGUUGAAGAUGAAGAUCUAGAUAAAUUUGAUAUUAAAACACUAUCCUUAAGAAAAAUUAUUCUUAAUUUAGUUAAUGGAUAUACAGAAUUAGAGAAGACUGUCGAUCGAGUAACUUCAACCAUAAAUGAAAAUGAGGAAGUCGGUAAAGAAAACCGUAAUCCUUUCGAGGGAGCUUCUCAAAUACAGAUUCAAGGGAACAUUGCAGAUUUAAAACUUAAACAGCAUAAAGAUCAAUUAUGUAAGGUAGAAAAUAUAAACAAUGAUGUAAAAGAAUUACAUGAAAUGUACAAGGACUUGAAUGAGAUGGUUGUGGGUCAAGGGGAACAUGUCGAUAAUGUAGAACAGUCAGUUGAAAAUACGCAGGAAAAUGUCGAAAGUGGUGUGAGGGAUAUCAUAAAAGCUCACAAAUUAAAGGCAGUUGCAUAUCCAGUUACAGGAGCCUUCCUAGGUGGAAUAAUUGGUGGUCCUAUUGGCCUGGUCGCAGGAUUAAAAGUAGGGGGAAUAGCGGCUCUAGGGUGCGCAAUAGCUGGCUACACUGGUGGUAAAUAUUUUAAGAAGUUCCAUGACCCCGACGAUAUCGUCCGAGAAGAUGUGGGAACAGCUGCCGAACAAGACACGUCAGACACAUUCCAGAAGAAGGACAUAUGACAUAGGUGUUAUUUAUGUUAGUUUUUUUAUUUAUUUCACUUUAGCAUUAUAUAUUUUUUAAUUUAA
Messenger RNA from Anoplophora glabripennis (Asian longhorned beetle), 1046 nucleotides. RefSeq names its product syntaxin-17. NCBI's taxonomy places the organism in Eukaryota, Metazoa, Arthropoda, Insecta, Coleoptera, Cerambycidae. Gene Ontology annotation, cellular component: plasma membrane; SNARE complex; endomembrane system. The transcript has 4 exons. Gene Ontology annotation, biological process: intracellular protein transport; vesicle fusion; exocytosis. Gene Ontology annotation, molecular function: SNAP receptor activity; SNARE binding. The record is from RefSeq and is a predicted model, not a curated record. The coding region runs from base 87 to 980 and encodes 297 amino acids.